AUGGCCCUGAUCAUUCUCAUGAUCUUAUGGACGCCGACCCUGCGUUGCUCUGAGGAGUUUGAGACGCUGGAGUUUUUCGCGGGGCGCGGAAACUUGAGUAGGUGUAUGAGACUCUCUGGGCGAAAAACUUGUAGCUUCGAUAUCCUCUACAAGUCAGGAAAGGGGCGCUCAAGACCAUAUGGAAGCAAUGCUAUGGACAUCAACUCAACUUCGGGCUAUGCGCUUUGCAUCCUUGCCUUGCUUUGCACAAAGAUCCGGUUUCUUGCGACCUACGCGAUCAAGUGUGCAAGCUGGACGGCUGUGAACCGGGGAACGAGUGGGCGAUCGGCUUGUGCUAGCAUUGGCCAUGAAGGUUUUGCUAGUGUUGACAAUUCAAACACGAUGGCAAGCAGGACCUGCCUACUUUGUUUGUUGACAACGGCAUUGGGGGGAACAUGGGCAGUGGAGCAACCAGAACUAUCAGUGCUAGAGUACUUUCCACCUUUCCUUGCACUAUUAACUGCUUUGUACAAAGCUUAUGGUGAAACCGCUGUAUACAGAGCCAAGUGGUAUAUGCUCCACUACGGAUCACUGACACCAAAGCCCCACUACGCGUGGUGCAACAGCAACGCAAUCCAGGGGCUCAACAUGGGCCGACUGCUUGGGUGGAAGAAGCGGCUGGCUUUAGGUGAUAUCCCCAAAGUCAAAACCUGUGAGACUUACAAGGACAAGAAUGGAAAAACCCGCUAUAAAGGAACGGCCGCAUUGCGGAAAACCGAGGAGUAUCCUGUGAGAUUCGGAUUCAAGCUUGUGGACUUGUAUGAUGAUCUGACUACGUCGAGUCGUGGCCGUGCACCUUUCCCAAGUGACCCAGCUGGGAUUCCAAGCGCACCUGAAUCGUUCAGGCGAAUGCCAGAAGGUGGCCACGCCCUUCAGUUUGCACAGCUGGACCAAGUGUUUAAUUAUUUACGCCGGGGAAAACAUAUGGUUAUUCCCAAUGAGUGGAAGGACCUGGUUCCCAAACCCAAAUGA
Molecule: messenger RNA, 1011 nt
Organism: Cladocopium goreaui
Lineage: Eukaryota; Dinophyceae; Suessiales; Symbiodiniaceae
Source: the annotation of a GenBank genome assembly